Molecule: messenger RNA, 573 nt
Organism: Diabrotica virgifera virgifera (western corn rootworm)
Lineage: Eukaryota; Metazoa; Arthropoda; Insecta; Coleoptera; Chrysomelidae
Exons: 2
Coding region: 115-495 (126 amino acids)
Biological process (GO): sensory perception of smell
Molecular function (GO): odorant binding
Source: RefSeq, a predicted model, not a curated record
CACUAAAUUAUAUAAUGUGUUUUUUACAAUAAUUUUUUGAGGCAAGAAGUCAAUGAUAAAUGUACAUAUAAAAGGACAAGGAUGAGAUAGCUAAUAUUAAUUGAAUCAUUUAACAUGAAGUUUUUAGUAGUUCUUUCACUUGUUGUGGCAGUUGCUCUGGCUGGGGAACGUAGAGAGCAGCUCAGAACUGCCUUCCACGAAUGUGUCAGCGGCGAGUCAGGAGGGCCAAAUGAUCCAAGAAAACUGGUACUGCAAGAUGAUGCAGAUGUCGCUAAAGUAGGUGCAGCGAUCUUUUGCAUCAACAAGAAAACUGGAGUACAGAGUGAAAAUGGUGAUAUAAACAUAAACGUUCUAAAACAAGAUGUCAGCCUUUGGGCAAAGGACGACGUUAAAGCUAGUGAAAUUGUUGAUGAGUGCACAAAGAACAAAGGAGCAGAUGCCAAUGAAACUGCAUUUAACGUAUUUAAAUGUUUAGUGAAGAAAAACGGUAAAUAACAAGGAAGGUAUAACGGUAAAAUUAAGGAACUAAUUUUCAUGUAAAUGCUUGUUAAAAAUAAAGAUGGAACAAUUUUU